Molecule: messenger RNA, 1685 nt
Organism: Arachis ipaensis
Lineage: Eukaryota; Viridiplantae; Streptophyta; Magnoliopsida; Fabales; Fabaceae
Source: RefSeq, a predicted model, not a curated record
AUUUUAUCACCACCCAUUCACACUCCAUUCACACUCAUCCCUCGAACGUUUCCAGCAGCCCUCAUCCCUCGAACUCUUCUCCUCCGGUAGAAGGUGGUGUCGCCGCCGGCGGGGACAGACCGUGGGUGCCCUCGUCAUCUGGGGAAGCUCUACUCGGCCCUCUUCACAUCGUUCCUCCUCUUCUCGCCGUUGCACGAAGUUCUGAGUUGAGCUCGUGGCAUCGCCGUCGCGAAGGGUUCCUCCCCUCCUCGCCGUCCAUUGUUUCUGAUUCUUUGCUCCUCGCCGGUUUGUGAUUUUGUGAUUUAAUCUCUGCUCCUCGCCCUCGUUGUUUCUGAUUUUGUGAUUUCAUUUCUGAUUUUGUGAUUUAAUCUCUGCUUCCUUUAAUUCUCAAAGGUGCUUGAUCUGCGGUUUUGCCUCUUAUUUCCAUUUCUCUCUCUCUCUCUCUCUCUCUCUCUCACGUUUUCUUAGUAGCCAAACAACUUGUUCUUGUUCUUGUUCUUGUUCAGGUAGUAGUUGCUGUGUGUAUUGGCUUUGAUGUUUGUGCAAAGGAGUUGAAGAUUGACCACCCUUGAAGUUUGGUAAAUGUGGUCAUUCAUAUCUUCAAAAUUUGCUUCAGGUUGGAGAAGGUGGCACCCAACUUUCUGGAGGACAGAAGCAGAGAAUUGCUAUAGCUGAUUGGGAGUAGCAAAGGUGGUUGAGAACGACGUGUUUGUUUUGAUGAACAAAGAACGAACAUGAAGCUAAGCUAAGCUAAGCUAAAAUACUAUUCAAUCUCAAGCUGCACACUGCUGGGAUCAUUGCUGCCAGUUUCGGAUUGGCGAAUCUUUUCUCCAGGCCCGGUGGAGGGUUCAUAUCUGAUGCAGUUUCAAAGAGGUUUGGAAUGAGGGGUAGGCUCUGGGCCUUGUGGCUUUGCCAAACAUUCGCUGGUGUCCUCUGCAUAAUUCUUGGGCUUGUUGGAUCUUUGAGUGUUUCUGUUGUUGUUAUGAUCAUAUUCUCUGUGUUUGUUCAAGCUACUUGUGGCAUGACCUUUGGAAUUGUUCCUUUUGUCUCAAGACGUGCACUAUGUUGGGACUUUGGAAGAUGGAACCAAGUUUGAUUCCAGUAGGGAUAAAGAUCAACCUAUAAAGUUCACUCUUGGUCAAGGUAUUUAUUAAAGCAAGUACUGCUUGUUUUUUGAUGCCUUGUUUUUCUUGAACAAUCAAUACAUGACUACAUAAAUUUUUGACAUUGAUCUUUGAAACCCAGGGGUAUGGAUCUUUUUUAUUGCGGGAUUUGCCCUUUGAUGCUAUUCAGUUUUGCAUCUAUGAGCAGAUUAGGAUGAGUUAUAUGGCUGCGGCCCGAAGAAAUUUGAAUGAUCCAGAAAAUGCAAUUAUUGGUGCAUUUGCAGGUGCACUAACUGGAGCUAUAACAACUCCCCUUGAUGUCAUCAAGACAAGAUUAAUGGUUCAGGGAUCUGCAAACCAAUAUAAUGGAAUCGUAGAUUGUGUUCAAACAAUUAUCAAGGAAGAAGGACCUAGUGCACUUUUAAAGGUACUACUAUUUCAGCACAUGAAUGAUCUGGUCUUAGAGAAUAUUUGUGACCGUGUGAGGAAAGCUGGGAUGAUGAAGAAGAAGCAGCAGCAGAAAGAGCAAGUGAAGUGAAUUUUGCAGAUGAGAUAAAUGGAAUUAAUACAGGGCCUCCUUCA